Molecule: messenger RNA, 1112 nt
Organism: Fusarium vanettenii 77-13-4
Lineage: Eukaryota; Fungi; Ascomycota; Sordariomycetes; Hypocreales; Nectriaceae
Exons: 7
Coding region: 97-726 (209 amino acids)
Biological process (GO): mRNA splicing, via spliceosome
Cellular component (GO): U4 snRNP; U4/U6 x U5 tri-snRNP complex; catalytic step 2 spliceosome
Molecular function (GO): RNA binding
Source: RefSeq, a predicted model, not a curated record
UGAAGGUUGCGAUCGCGCGCAAGAGCUCCGCGAUCAACCCCCAAUUUUUGAAAUCAAGAGGCACUGCGCUAGCUAGUCCUCGCAACAACCGCCAAGAUGUCGAACAAGCAAGGAAAGAUGGCCGGUUACAUUAACUGGCGGAUGCGGGUUACCCUUAACGAUGGCAGGGCAAUGACCGGUCAGAUGCUUGCCUUUGACAAGCACAUGAACCUCGUCCUCGCCGACACCGAAGAGUUCCGACGCGUCAAGCGCAAGCAGAACAAGCCUGCUGCCCCUGGCGCGAGUGGUUCCGCGACGCAAACCAUCGAGUCGGAGGAGAAGCGAACUCUAGGUCUCACCAUCGUCCGAGGCGCUCACAUCAUCUCCCUCUCCGUCGAGUCGCCUCCCCCCGCCGACCCUAGCGCUCGACUUGGAAAGAGUGCCCCUGGUGGAAUCUCUUCAGCUCUGGCGGCUGGCCCUGGUGUCGCUCGCCCUGCUGGCAGAGGAGCUGCGCCUCCUUCUUUGGCCGGCCCUGCUGCCGGCGUUGGUGGUGCUCCCCCUCCUGGCUUCCCUGGCUUCCCCGGUGGCCCUGGAUUCCCAGGUGGUCGAGGUGCACCCCCUCCCGGAUUCCCUGGAAACUUUCCUCCCCCUCCAGCUGGAUUCCCCGGAAACCCUCAGUUCCCGCCUCCCGGCUUCAACCCUGGCGGUCCCCCUCCUCCUGGAUUCCAGCCCUCUUCGAGAAGAUAGGUUAUGUAGGCGCUGGAUACCUAGGGUAAACUUAAUGAUCUGAGAGGACGGACACGGACAUUGCGAUACCGUCACCAAGGACGAAAGAACGUCUGGCUUGCCCUCCGAAUCAGAGAACCGUGGGCGCAGGAAGAGAUGUCGAGAUUAUGAGUUUGGGUCAUACAAAAAUACCUUUUUACGGAGCACAUGAGGCGCAUUCAUGGUGUAAGGGACUCGGGAGGUUUCGUUUCGUUUCAUGGUGAUGAGAUGAUCAAGUAUAUGAGUGACGGGCUACACGCCUAGAUGAUUAUUUGAAUACAGGAGACACCUCCUAUAUGACAUCCUGUGAAGACGUUGAGAAAUCGAUCAAGUCAAGCUUGCUAGUGCUGACUAAUGCUUGACUACCU